Messenger RNA from Syngnathoides biaculeatus (alligator pipefish), 5349 nucleotides. RefSeq names its product ubiquitin specific peptidase 13 (gene usp13). Gene Ontology annotation, molecular function: protein binding; cysteine-type deubiquitinase activity; zinc ion binding. Gene Ontology annotation, biological process: protein deubiquitination. Lineage: Eukaryota; Metazoa; Chordata; Actinopteri; Syngnathiformes; Syngnathidae. The transcript has 21 exons. The record is from RefSeq and is a predicted model, not a curated record. The coding region runs from base 450 to 3044 and encodes 864 amino acids.
UUUGUUCCGUUGCAUCGUGUGAAAUACAUGCCUGCAUGUUUCCUUGCAGGUGUCGUCACGCCAGUGUAGUAGUAAGCGUGGGCGUCUGCCCGAGUCAUUUUCAAGACGUGGGAGUGGCUCCCGUGCAGAAAUAUUUCCACGCGAUGUCAAGUGACGCUGGAAAACAAACACGAGAGCCUCUGUGUUUUUUUUUUUUUUUUAAGCAUAGCAUAUCAUAGCAUCCCGCCUCGUGCACGUCUUCUGAUUGAUUCGUUUGACAGUACUUGGAUGUUUCCCAUUGGCACGCCCCCGACGCCGUCCUCCACCUUCCUUCUUUCCGCCCUGCCUCCAAUGGCCGGAGGAAUGUAGUAGUGUUGCUUUGCCACUUUAAAAAUAACACCCCUCACCUCUGAGAGCGCGCGGCUCUGGUGGCCGCCCUGCACUGUGCGAAGAGGAGCGGGAAUGCCAACAUGGCUACAGACCUCGGCGAGCUGCUGGUGCCCUACAUGCCCACCGUCAGAGUGCCCAAAACCGGAGACAGGGUGUUUAAGAGCGAGUGCGCCUUCUCCUUCGACUCCCCGGAAUCUGAGGGAGGCCUAUAUGUGUGCAUGAACACAUUCCUGGGCUUCGGGCGAGAACAUGUGGAGAGACACUAUCGCAAAACGGGCCAGAGUGUUUACAUGCACCUCAAGCGACACGUCAAAGAAAAAGCCACAGGAGCUGCAGGAGGCGCCAUCCCAAGGCGACGGAACGGAAAAGUGUUUUUGGAUUUAGAACUAAACCGUGAUUUUAACGGUGAGGACUAUGAGUACGAGGACGAGGCCAAGCUUGUUAUAUUUCCAGACCACUUCGAGAUCCCCUUACCAAAUAUUGAGGAGUUACCCGCUCUGGUAACCAUCGCCUGUGAUGCAGUGCUCAACGCGCCGUCGGCCUACAAAAAGCAGGAACCUGAAUCCUGGGAAGAGGAGAUUCAGGUGUCCAGACAUGCAAGAAGUCUCAGACAAUUGGACAACGGAGUCAGAAUCCCCCCAAGUGGCUGGAAGUGUCAAAAGUGUGAGAUGAGAGAGAAUCUGUGGCUGAACCUGACUGAUGGCACCAUACUCUGCGGCAAGUGGUUCUUUGAUGGCAGUGGGGGGAACGGACACGCUCUGGACCACUACAAAGAGACCAAACACCCGCUGGCUGUUAAACUGGGCACCAUCACUCCAGAUGGAGCAGAUGUCUAUUCGUUUGAGGAAGAUGAACCUGUGUUGGACCCACACAUAUCAGAACACCUGUCUCACUUUGGAAUAGACAUGCUACAGAUGCAGAAAAAAACAGAAAAUGGCCACCACACAGACAACAAUGCCCGGCCACGGGUCAGCGAGUGGGAGGUGAUCCAGGAGUCAGGCAUGAAACUGAAAGCCGUGUACGGUUCCGGUUACACGGGCAUCAAAAACCUCGGCAACAGCUGCUACCUCAGCACGGUCUUGCAGGUCCUCUUCAGCAUCCCAGACUUCCAGAGGAUGUACGUGGGGAACCUUCAGAGGAUAUUUGACUAUUCACCUCUUGAUCCCACACAGGACUUUGCCACACAAAUGGCUAAAGUGGGCCAUGGGCUCCUCUCAGGGCAGUACUCCAAACCGCCCAUGAAAUCUGAGCUCAUUGAACAGGUGAUGAAAGAAGAAUACAAGGUAUUAAACUGGCACCAACAAAAAGGCAUCUCCGCACGGAUGUUGAAGGCCCUGGUCGGCCGAGGACAUCCGGAGUUUUCCUCCAACAGGCAACAAGAUGCACAGGAGUUCUUCCUGCAUAUGAUCAACUUGGUGGAGAGGAACAGUGCGAGUUCAGAGAAUCCGAGUGAUGCCUUCCGCUUCCUGGUGGAGGAGCGAGUCCAGUGCUGCCAGACACGGCGGGUUCGAUACACUCAGCGGGUGGACUACUGCAUCCAGCUGCCAGCCCCCAUUGAGGCCGCAACCAACCGAGAGGAGCUGUUGGCUUACGAAUCCAAGCGCAGGGAAGCAGAGGAGAACAUGAGACCCCCCCCAGAGCCGGUGAGGGCUCGGAUCCCUUUCACAGCCUGCCUGCAGGCCUUCACUGAGCCUGAGAACGUUCCAGACUUCUGGAGUUCUGCGCUGCAGGCCAAGUCUGCUGGAGUAAAAACAUCUCGCUUUGCGUCGUUUCCAGAAUAUCUGGUGCUCCAAAUCAAGAAAUUCACAUUUGGAGUUGACUGGGUGCCAAAGAAACUAGAUUUGGGCAUAGAUGUUCCUGACUUCCUGGAUUUGAGCCGUCUUCGGGCUACAGGGCUGCAGUCAGGUGAAGAGGAGCUCCCUGACCUGAUGCCACCCAUUGUGUUACCUGAAGACACCAGAGAUAGCUCCAUGAGCUCCUUAGACUCUCCGGAAAUAGAUGAGGCAGCAGUUAUGCAGCUGGCAGAGAUGGGCUUCCCCCUCGAGGCCUGCAGGAAGGCCGUCUACUAUACUGGAAACAUGGGCCCCGAGAUGGCCUUCAACUGGAUCAUAGCUCACAUGGAGGAGCCUGACUUUGCAGAGCCUCUCAUGCUGCCCUCUAUGUUUGACCCGGGCCUUUCCAGCAGUGCACACAGCCUCAUGGGCGCCACCCCGCUGGAUAACUCGCCCCCCGAAGAGAGCAUCGCCAUCCUUACUUCGAUGGGCUUCCCUCGCACUCACACCGUCCAGGCGCUCAAAGCCACGAACAAUAACCUUGAGAGAGCGCUCGACUGGAUCUUCACCCACCCGGAGGAGGAGGCGAGCGACGCCCUUUCCAGCAUGGCCGACACGGAGCCCAAUGACAACGCUUUGUCCAAUGCCAACUCACACAGUGACUCCACAUUGUCCCCAGACAGGGACAUGUCGGGGCCGCGCGUCAAAGAUGGACCGGGACGUUAUGAGCUCUUCGCCAUCAUCAGUCACAUGGGAGCAUCGACAAUGUCCGGGCACUAUGUUUGUCACAUUAAAAAGGAAGGAAGGUGGGUGAUCUACAAUGACCACAAAGUGUGUUUAUCAGAAAGGCCUCCAAAGGACUUGGGCUACAUCUACUUUUACCAUCGACUGUCAAGCAGUUAAAGUUCGCGCCCCCACCCCCAGCCAACCAACACCCACCUGGGAGAACGGCUCCCAACAGUAGCGACAACCUCGCCUGUUAACCUGCCUUAACCACGAGGCCCAGUGACGAGCAGCUGUGUUCACAAAGGGAAAGCGACAUGCUCUUUUUGUCUUUUUCGUUAUGAUGAGUCGAAUGUGUUUGUUGUUGUCGUCGUCGUCAUCGUCUACAGUCGGGACAGCGGGACGUGUGCAAUGGCUGGCGUACUCUACACCCAAAGAAGUGCAUAUCUCAUCUCAUAUCUCACUGGUACCCGUUUGAUGCCUUUGCAAAACGUGUCAGUAUUUUCUAAAAGGUACAUUUUGUAAAUGUAUUGCAGUUAUAUCAAGGUACUGCCGGUGCUUGACACCUGUCAAAAAUGUGCAAUUAGCAUAACUUUUUGCAGUUGCAUAGUAGCUCAAAUAUGGCGCAAUUGAAUUUGCCAGUUUGUCACUUUUAGCAACCAAAACUUUUUUUGUUUUCAAAAUUAAAGUAUUUUCCUCACUGAAAGCACUCCCCCCCCCUUCAAACAAUAAUAUUUUGCAGCCCAUGCCCAAGAAAAAACUACACAGACGUGAAUGUGAUUGUGAUGUAAAUGUCAACCACAUUACUGCUGUGAAUCUGUGAGAGAACAUCUCAAUGAUAUUGAGGUCCUUGCUACUAUUCGUUGGGUAUUUUAUUACAGAAAUCCAAUGUCUCAGCAGUAAAAAAAAAAAAAAAAAUGUUUUAUUUUAGGUGCAACUAAUUUUUAUUUAGUCCAUCUAUGCAUUUAUGUCCAUGUUCAUGUCUAAAGCAAUAUACACUACAAGCAAAGCUACUGCAUUGUACAGAUUUGCUCUGAAUGUGUAAACUAAAAAAACAAAAACAACUCAGAACAGAUUUUUCUUGUAACAUUAAAUCUGAAAAUCAUUAGGUAAUUGACCCUCCCCUCCCAAAAGUUUGUCAUUACAUAUCAGUGCCUCAAGAUAGCAGCAAAGCAUAACUCACGCCAAAGGAAACUCCUCAACUGACUUUGAAAUCCUUUGGUAAAUGUUGAACUCUGGUUAUGUGGUAAUUCACUGUACAUGUACCGUAUUUCGGUAAAUGGUGGCUACAAGAUGUCAUAUCCCGAAUAUUCACCCGGUGCAUCCAUCUAGGUAAAUAAACAUUUCAAAUACACAAUUCCUUUGUUUACCUCAAAGAAACAAAAAUCAGAGCAGGCAGCUGUAAAUACCUACAGUAGUAGUCACACAUGGCAUCUGUAAAGCUGAAGUUUAAAGGGAAAGCAAGCGAAGCAAUGUGUUGGGAGGUAAAUGUUCCAAUUCCGCCUGGUGGUGGUUCAAUUCAUCUUUGGAGGCCGCAUUAAAACCAAAAUGGAGGCGCAACGAUGUCUGGUCAGGGUUUUUCAAUUUUGCAGCAAAUAUUGCGCUGACGUAUGUCAUCACGUGUCUGUGGGAUGUCGUGCUGUUGUAAAAUAAAACUUGUCUUCUCACGCUAAACACGAGAGCUCCCUAUAGUUGCGUAAAUAAUAAUAAUAAAAAUUCUGGGUAAGUGCGUUAAAGUACUUCCCUUCAGGGGAGUUCUGCUGAUUUUAGCCUGCACUCAUAUUCAGGACUUGAGAUUCAUAUUUCCAAAGUGGAAAUAGACACCAACAUAUCGCAAAACCGGUUAGUGUAGUAUCUCAGGUUUCGGAUGUGUCUCUCCUUGAGGGCCAGUGUAAUAAUAUUUCAGCAACGCCGUGCCUACAAGGUCCUCAAGCUGGUUUCAGUGCAGUAUAUCUCAAAUUCCCGAGGCAGUGAGGAAAUGAUCAAACAUCUCUAUGCAAGUCCUGGCUGGCUUUUUGCAUCCGCCGUGUCAAACGGGAGCUUCUCGUGUGAUGAGUGGCCGCCUGGUAAAAUCAUCUCAACGGUGUCGAGUGGUGUACGUCAUGUAGAUCAGUUAAUCUCCAAUACUAUCGUGCGUGUAUGUUUCGUUUGCGCUUUUCCCUUUCAGCUGUUGUUCAAGAUGUGGUUCAAUCAGUCGCCACUAUUAGCAUGUGCACUAAAUGUUGACAUGUUAGUUAUUUGGAUUGCAAGAUUGUACUUUUGCUGGGCUUUAUUUUUAUGUAACUCACAUGUUCAAGCGGUUCUUUGUUGCCUUUGUGGAAACAGAUUUUGUGCAACUGAUUUUAGUUUUGCCUUACGGUGACUUUUGAAAUGUAUGCGUUCAUUCAAAUAUGGCUUGGCCGUAUAUGACUAGAAACGUGUGGACUAGAAACGUGCAGGUAUGCUCGCUGGCCCUGUUUACUUCUAAUAUUUGGGUAAUUUAAUA